Molecule: messenger RNA, 924 nt
Organism: Xylona heveae TC161
Lineage: Eukaryota; Fungi; Ascomycota; Xylonomycetes; Xylonales; Xylonaceae
Product: charged multivesicular body protein-like protein 6
Exons: 3
Coding region: 72-722 (216 amino acids)
Biological process (GO): vesicle budding from membrane; late endosome to vacuole transport via multivesicular body sorting pathway
Cellular component (GO): multivesicular body; ESCRT III complex
Source: RefSeq, a predicted model, not a curated record
AAUAUGACCGCCCUGCUCAUUCCCUUGUGCCUCAACUAUCUAUUUGACAUGAGCAGGGACAAAAGGACAAGAUGGGGAAUAUGACAAGCAGUAACAAGAUUUCUGCCCAGGACCGCGCGAUCCUGGACAUGAAGAACCAGCGCGACAAACUACAUCAAUAUCAGAAGCGCAUUACUGUGAUAACAGAUCGCGAGACGGCAAUUGCAAAAGAAUGCCUUGCAAAGGGCGAUAAGCGCAAAGCGUUACUUGCGCUGCGCCGGAAAAAGUACCAGGAGUCUCUGCUCGCCAAGACCGAUGCACAGCUUGAACAGCUUGAGAAGCUCACGGGCAGCGUAGAAUUUGCGCUUGUUCAAAGGGAUGUGGUCUUUGGGCUGCAACAGGGCACAAGUGUGUUGAAGGAGAUUCAUCGCGAAAUGGGUGGGAUCGAGAAUGUCGAGAAGCUCAUGGGAGAAAGUGCUGAGGCACAGGCAUAUCAACAGGAAAUUAGCGACAUGCUUGGUGAGCGCAUGACAAAUCAAGACGAAGAUGAAGUCGAGGAUGAACUUGAGGCCCUUGAGCGUGAGAUGGCCGGGACCAAGUUGCCGGAUGCACCAACGGCUGAACCUGUUCAAGAUGAGGUCGUUAAAGAUGAGGCUACAGCUCAGAGAGCCAGGGCAAGAGCGCGCGCAAGAGCAAGGGCUGAAGAGCAGGCGUCAAGGCAGGCGGAGCCCAUGCUGGCAUGAUUUCGAUUUACAGCUCAUAAUCUCGCGACCUUUAUCACGAACUGGCGUUAUUUAAGACCGCAUUUUCCCACUCCAGCAUUUUGAAGUUGCAUUUACAGCGCAUAUUUUUAGUAGGAGCAUUAUUUUUGUAUCAAUAGAGCCAGUGCUCGAGUAUAUAUAUGACUGUAGAUACCAGUACAAUAUAAUAUUCUUAGCCUCACCU